Quercus lobata is the source of this 723-nucleotide messenger RNA. RefSeq lists its product as uncharacterized. The transcript has a single exon. NCBI's taxonomy places the organism in Eukaryota, Viridiplantae, Streptophyta, Magnoliopsida, Fagales, Fagaceae. The record is from RefSeq and is a predicted model, not a curated record. Bases 1 to 723 code for a protein of 240 amino acids.
AUGCACCUUCAAAGAGUGGCGGACAAGAUUAUGUGCAGAGCCUUCCCCGCCAUGCUAAUGAGACCCAUAAGGAUCUGGUUCAACAGGUUGACGCCCAACUCUAUUAGUACCUUCAAGGAGUUAAGCACCCAAUUCGCCUUACACUUCAUCAGGGGACACAAGUAUAAGAAGUCCACUGCAUGCCUAAUGAAUAUUAGGCAACUAGAGGACAAGAUGCUGAGAUCUUACAUAACUUGCUUAAACAAGGAGGCCUUUUCAAUCGACGAAGCUGACGACAAGAUACUCGUGGCUGCAUUCAUGAAUGGGUUGUGGAAGGGUAAGUUCCUAUUUUCUCUAUAUAAGAACGACCCAAAGUCUAUGUCAGAUAUGCUUUACAGGACGACCAAGUACAUGAACGCAGAAGACGCACUACUAGCCCAAGAAAAAAAGCCCAAGAAAAGGAAAAGACAGGAUGACAUACGACAGGAUAGGGGGUGGAAGAUGGCUUGGACCAAAGAACGGCAGGAGGACAAGCACUUUAAGCCCCUUACAGGGAAGUGCAAGAGCUUCACCUCGCUGACUGCUCCAAUCGACCAGGUCUUGAUGCAAAUUAAGGAUGAAAAAGCCCUGACCUUUCCUAGCAAGCUAAAGGGAGAUCCUAAUAAGAGGUCUAGAGAUAAGUAUUGCCACUUCCAUCAUGAUUACGGUUAUGACACAGCUGACUGCUACGACUUGAAACAAUAA